Messenger RNA from Drosophila takahashii, 234 nucleotides. RefSeq lists its product as uncharacterized. NCBI's taxonomy places the organism in Eukaryota, Metazoa, Arthropoda, Insecta, Diptera, Drosophilidae. The record is from RefSeq and is a predicted model, not a curated record.
GAACCCAAUAAUGAAGCCACAGGUGUUGCUUGUAGUGGUCCUCUUUUGCCUGGUUGGAUUGGCCCCGUCACGGAGACCGCCAAAGCAAAAUAUUGAGCUUUGGAUAAGGCCGAAGCCUUACCCCGAAGCCAACCCUAAUUAGAAUCACUGUUGUGUCAUCUUUAUUGAAAGGAUACGGUCUUUAAUUAUGUAUGGAAUCAAUAUAUACAAAUAAAUGAGCUUGCAUUUUGGUUA